Molecule: messenger RNA, 3060 nt
Organism: Salpingoeca rosetta
Lineage: Eukaryota; Choanoflagellata; Craspedida; Salpingoecidae
Product: DNA replication licensing factor MCM6
Exons: 24
Coding region: 189-2630 (813 amino acids)
Biological process (GO): double-strand break repair via break-induced replication; DNA replication initiation; mitotic DNA replication
Cellular component (GO): MCM complex; nucleus
Molecular function (GO): single-stranded 3'-5' DNA helicase activity; single-stranded DNA binding; ATP binding
Source: RefSeq, a predicted model, not a curated record
GCACAACACCGGAACCACUGCACACAUACGUCCAUCGUCGUGCUUGUGCUUGGCGUGUGAGAUCCUCUCUCCCUUCUCUUCUUCCCGCACACAGCAGCUCACAGCAGCAGCAGCAGCACACAGCGACUCGCGACACAGCUCACGACAUCACAGCAUUCAAACGCACACACAUACGUGAACACGGGAUCAUGGAUGCCACAGCACUGCCGGGCCACAGCGUGCCCAUGGUGCAGGAUGAUGAGGGCCAGAACGUGAAGCGGGACUUUGGCGCCUUCCUCAGAGAAUAUCCCACUGGCGAGGACGACAAGCCCUACGUCAACGAGAUUGAUGAAAUGAAGGAGCGGGACGAGACCACCAUGUUCGUCAACUACAACCACGUCGUGAACUUCAAUGAGGAGCUCGCCAACACCAUCCUCACCCACUACUACAGAUAUGAGACGUUCCUGCGGGGUGCUGUCCGUGACUUCAUCAUCAGCAAGUACCCACAGCUUGAGCGCGAUGAUAAGGACCACCCGCGCCAGUUCUACGUGGCCUUCCACAGCCUUCCCAUCGUCGACAACAUUCGUGCCCUCAAGACAGACAAGGUUGGCCGCCUCACAUGCAUCUACGGCACGGUUGUGCGCACGUCAGCAGUGCACCCCGAGCUGCUGUUUGGAACAUUCAGAUGCGAGGAUUGCGGCCACGUUAUUGAGCACGUGGCACAGGACUUUCGCUACACGGAGCCGACCAAGUGUCGCAACUCUGCCUGCAACAACGCCCGCCAGUUUAAGCUUCUCAUCGACCAAUCACAGUUUGUUGACUUUCAGAAGGUCCGCAUCCAAGAGAGCGCUGACGAGAUCCCGUCCGGCAGCAUGCCCCGCAGCAUGGACAUUAUUCUUCGCCACGACGCAGUUGAGAAGGCAAAGGCCGGCGAUAAAGUUGCGUUCACCGGCACUCUCAUCGUUAUCCCAGACGUCUCACAGCUCUCAGGAUCAGGCGGGCGCACGCAGAUGGAGAUGAAUGGCGGUCGACGAGAGGGAUACUCCGAGCAGGGCAUCACGGGACUCAAGGCGCUUGGUGUGCGUGAUCUGACAUACAAGCUGGCCUUCCUCGCCACAACCGUCCAACCACAAGACCUCAAGUUUGGCGUUGUGAACAUCCGCGACGAGGGCGCGACCACGGAAUCCGUCAUUGCCGAGAUGACCGAGCAGGAGCGACAGAAAAUCCUGCAAAUGAAGGAGGAUCCAGACCUCUAUCGCAAAAUGACGGAAUCGAUUGCGCCCACAGUCUUUGGGCACGAUGAGGUGAAGCGCGGGGUGCUGCUGAUGCUGUUUGGCGGCGUGCACAAGACAACAACGGAGGGCAUUGGGCUGCGUGGCGACAUCAACGUGUGCAUCGUGGGUGACCCGAGUACAGCAAAGUCGCAUUUCCUCAAGUAUGUGACGGAGUUUGUGCCGCGUUCUGUGUACACAUCCGGUAAGGCGUCCUCUGCCGCUGGUCUGACGGCUGCUGUUGUCAAGGACACCGACUCAAACGAGUUCUUUAUCGAAGCUGGCGCCCUCAUGCUUGCAGACAACGGCAUCUGCUGCAUUGACGAGUUUGACAAGAUGGACCAGAAGGACCAGGUUGCGAUCCACGAGGCAAUGGAACAGCAGACCAUCUCCAUCACCAAGGCCGGCAUCCAGGCAACCCUCAACGCGCGUACAUCGAUCCUCGCCGCAGCCAACCCCAUCAACGGCAGAUACGACAAGUCCAAACCCCUCAGGAGCAACAUUGCGAUGACGGGCCCGAUUAUGUCGCGUUUUGACCUCUUCUUCGUCAUUGUUGACGAAUGCAACGAGGUCACAGACUACAACAUUGCACGACACAUCACCAGCAUGCACCGCCUCACGGACAGCGCCGUCGACACAGUCUACACAACAGAGGAGUUGCAAAAGUACAUCAAGUUUGCGCGGACGCUGAACCCGCAGGUGACACCCGAAGCGGCAAAGGUGAUGGUGCGCGAAUACCAGCGGUUGCGGCAGGGCGACAGCUCAGGGCUGAACAAGUCGUCGACGCGGAUCACAGUGCGCCAGCUCGAGAGCAUGAUUCGCCUCUCCGAAGGACUCGCCCGCCUCCACUGUGACGACCAGGUGCGGCCGGACUAUGUGCGGGAGGCGUGCCGCCUUCUUCGCAAAUCGAUCAUCCACGUCGAGACUGACGACGUCCAGCUUGGCUCUGAGGAGCAACAGGACCUUCAGACGCGAGAGCGCGCGCCGGACACGGAACCGUCCGAACCCGAAGCGCACACGGACUCGCAGGCCCAGCCCGAGGAUGGUGCACAGCCGGCGUCUGUGAGCUAUGAGAAGUACCGUCAGGUCGCAUUCCAGCUCGUCCACCACCUCCAGUCCCUCGAGGAGUCCGAAGGCGAUUCGUUCCAAGGCAAGACGGUUGCACAAUUGAUUUCGUGGUAUCUGGCAGAGAACGAAGAGGAGCUCGCCGACGAGGCAGCGGUUCUGCGCGAGGCCGAGCUUGUUCGUCUGAUCAUUCGCCGUCUCGUCGCAACAGACGGCGCCCUCCUCGACGUCACCUCAGGCACGGAGGAGGAGCGAUUCGAGGUUCCUGAGGACGAUCACGUGCUCAUGCUCCACCCCAACUACGUCAUCGAGUGAACAUACACACACAUACACACGCAUACACACGCAUACAUACAUUCAUGACACAUGUGCACGUGUAGUUCCUACAAGAAUCACGCAGACGUGCACGCACAUCCUCUUCAUGCUUGCUUGCCCCUGUUCACACGCCGCUGUUUCGUUCUGGCCUGCACGUUCCUUCUUCAUUGUUGUGCGCCCACCUUCUUCUUAUCAAGACCUGGUGCUGAUAGCAGUGUACUGUUCUUGCAUGAUGUGCUGUUAUUGUGUCUCUUCCAUCUCUUCUCUCUCUCUCUCUACCUUCCCAUCACCACUCAUCCUAGGACGCCCAUAUGUUUUGUUUGCUUUGUUUGCUUGCGUGUUACGUUGUUCAUUGUUUGAGUACAUCUUGUUCCCGCGUUUUGUUGACAUGGCACGCGAAUAACAGCAGUGAUGAAUGAAUGCACAGAAC